Molecule: messenger RNA, 585 nt
Organism: Jatropha curcas
Lineage: Eukaryota; Viridiplantae; Streptophyta; Magnoliopsida; Malpighiales; Euphorbiaceae
Source: RefSeq, a predicted model, not a curated record
AUGGCCAGCAAAACUGAUUUUCACCCGGCCCUUGCUGUCAACAAUGUCAAACAUUUCAUCCCCAUUACUCUUGAGAUGGAAAAAGGACAAUAUUCAUCAUGGGCUGAACUUUUUAAAAUCCAUUGUCGUGCAUAUAAGGUGAUUGACUAUAUCAUUCCUCUAAAGUCGUCUAAAAAAGGCAAGGAACAAGCAGCUGAAGUCGAUCCUGAGUUAUGGUCACGAUUACACGCCAUAGUUCUCCAAUGGAUUUAUGGCACGAUUUCUAAUGAGCUUCUUAACACCAUCCUAAAGGCGGAUACAACUGCACACCGAGCAUGGGAACAUUUGAAAAAUAUUUUUCAGAAUAACAAAAAUUCUCGUGUUGUUUAUCUGGAAAAUCAAUUCACUCAUGUUCAUCUUGAUGAUUUUUCAAACGUUUAUGCUUAUUGUCAGGAACUUAAGAUGCUUGCUGAUCAACUUUCAAACGUUGGAUUGAAUGAGAAUUACGAUGGUGUUGCUACUUUCAUUCAACAAAGUGAUCCAUUGCCUCCGUUUUAUGAGGCACGUUCAAGGCUUAUCCUUUAUGAGGCAGGGGGUGAGCGUUAA